Molecule: messenger RNA, 5441 nt
Organism: Pogona vitticeps (central bearded dragon)
Lineage: Eukaryota; Metazoa; Chordata; Lepidosauria; Squamata; Agamidae
Gene: GID8
Product: GID complex subunit 8 homolog
Molecular function (GO): protein binding
Source: RefSeq, a predicted model, not a curated record
CCCUUUGCGCGGGCCCGGCUUCUUCCCGCCUCCCUGCGAGUCACGUCUGGAUCAGCCGGGGCUCCUCCGCCCGCCCGCCCUUCUUUCCUUCCUGGCGGGAAGGUUUCACCUUGCGAGUAUUCCUAGAAAUGCUUUUCUUUCACGCCCAGGAUCUCGGGUUUAGGGGGCGGACCCGAGGGCGAAGCCUAGAAACGAGGAACCCAGACCUUUAUAGGCGAAAAGGGAGAUUUGAACGUCGGGAAAGGAAAUCAGCCGGUCAUGGCACUUGUUGUUACCAUGAUCGCCUCAUUUUUCCCCCCUCCAACUCCAGUUUAAAGAAAUCGACGUUUUUGUGGCUUUGGAAUGUUUUAAGUUUGCCGAAUGUGAAUGGAGAGCCAGGUGAGGGAUAAAGAAUGAGUUAUGCGGAAAAACCCGAUGAAAUCACGAAAGACGAGUGGAUGGAAAAGCUCAAUAAUUUGCACAUCCAGAGAGCCGACAUGAAUCGCCUGAUCAUGAACUAUCUUGUUACAGAAGGUUUUAAAGAGGCAGCAGAGAAAUUUCGGAUGGAAUCUGGAAUCGAGCCCAGUGUUGAUUUAGAGACCCUGGAUGAAAGAAUAAAAAUUCGAGAGAUGAUCCUCAAAGGCCAGAUUCAGGAAGCCAUCGCACUCAUCAAUAGCCUCCACCCAGAACUGUUAGAUACAAACAGAUACCUUUACUUCCACUUGCAGCAACAACAUUUAAUUGAGUUGAUUCGACAGCGUGAGACAGAGGCUGCCCUGGAAUUUGCCCAGACGCAGCUAGCAGAACAAGGAGAAGAGAGUCGGGAAUGCCUGACAGAAAUGGAGCGCACUCUUGCACUCCUUGCUUUUGAUAACCCAGAGGAAUCACCUUUUGGCGACUUACUCAACAUGAUGCAAAGACAGAAGGUGUGGAGUGAAGUUAAUCAAGCUGUUCUGGACUAUGAAAAUCGGGAAUCAACUCCGAAGCUGGCUAAGUUACUGAAAUUACUACUGUGGGCUCAGAAUGAGCUGGACCAGAAGAAAGUAAAAUAUCCCAAAAUGACAGACCUCAGCAAGGGGACAAUUGAGGAACCCAAGUAGAAUGUGCAGAUGGACACUAAACCUCAAAACUGCACAGAUAUAUACAUUUUUAAUCAGUCUGUGACUGAAAUAUUUUUACUACAGUUCAGGACUUUGCUAUUUAGUUGUGUUUUUUUUCCUUGACAAAUAUACUGAAAGGGAGAUUGUCCCUUUUUAAAUGCAGCAAACUGGCAUUAUAUCACAUUGACCAUCUGACCUAGGCUAUGCACUGUCAAUACAUUUUAGCAAAAAAUACAAACAUUUUUUUUAAAUACUGUGCUGAAGGUUUGUAAUGGUCUGGCUACUGAAACCCAUUUUGGUGGUCAGUGAAUUAAUGUUUUGAAGCUCUUGGCAACUCUCCAGUUAAACUUAACUUGUCUGUCACUUGAAGAUUGACAAUUUUUCUGUGUUAAUUUAUAGCCAAACAUGCAUUCCCUAUUUAUAAACUAGCAAUGGGUUGGAGUGAUCUUUUUGUAAAUCUCAUGGCAAUGUUGUUUUUCUGCAUAGAAUAUAGCAUAGAAGGCUUGUACGCUGUAACUGAAGGUAAUUCCCCUUGCUUUUCACACCUUGGUGACUUAUUUAUAUAUAGCUGAAUGUUAUAUUCAUGAUGGGCCUAGUUCUCUGAGAAAUCCUGCUGAAAAUAAAGGCAUUUUCUUUUGUAAUUAUCAAGAAUGACCAAAAUAGUCUCUGAAGCAAGACUUUGAAUAACUUUGUAGUUAGAUUUCCUUUCAUCAGAUUUUUUCCCUUUUCCUUCUUUUGUUUUGUUUUGUUUACAUUUUUGAACACCAGCUGCAGUAAUGGUACUAGGUGAAGUGACAGCUAGAGCCUUAAAGCCAACAGUUUGUGUGUGGGUGGUAUAAAAGAAAUGAGCAGUGCUGUUGUAUGGCGGAACCCAGAAAGUACGUACCUGUUUUUGUGCAAAUCAAUGGAAUAGCAUGAAUAUUUGGGGGCUAUAAUUUUUGAUGGAGUCACUUGGACAGGUUUUUUUGCCUUGGAUAAACAGAACUCUGAUUUUAUAAAUCUCCUCCUCUCCUGAAUUCCUAUACUUAUCAUUGAAGUGUUGUAAUUACCACAAGAUGUUGGGGUUUGUUUCUAUACCAGUUAAAGGCCUUGUAAUUGCAUGAGGCCCUUUGUGUUCAGUUGCCACAUUGUAAUUCCCUUUUGAAAAUGUGUGUCACUGCAUAGCACGUAUAACUCUCUCAAAAGCAAUGUUCACAUGUUCUGUUGAUAGUAUUAAACACUACCCUAUGCCCACUCCAAGACUGAUUCUAAGCACCCAUUUGGGUAAGAUGCCUCCAAAUCUGCAGAAGCCCCCAAUGACUGCAGCAGUUUAUGAUGCUAUAAGCAUUAUAAUGUUGUAAAUGGCAACUAUGGAUGCAAAUCCACCUAUCCCUUGCAAAUUUGAUGUGGGAUCAUCUUUCUGCUGGUUGGCUCUGUCUAUACCUUCGCCAUUUGGAUGCUUUGUUCAGAACUUAAGGCUGGUGAGCAGAUGGCAAAGGUAUAAAAUAAAAUUAUUAUGCUUUUGACAAGGGUAGCCCUUGUCGAUGUGACUAACUGUUGACAUAAUUAACUUGGGCAUGGUCCACCAGGAAUAUUUUCAUGCCAGGCUUUUAGAAAUAGAUGGGGAAUUACAUGGGGGGAUGAUGAGGUCCCUAGUUAUCAGUGACUACUGUGAAUACCUGUUGUGCAUCUGUGUAGUUUGGUUUUGAAUGAGGCAGUUGUAUAAACCAUUUCAAAUACACUAGUUCAAAGGCUGGUUGAAUUGCUGGAUACACACGCCUCUACAGUCUGUCUUCAGAUGAAGCUCUAACAAUUUAAGUUGCUACAAAAGCAAUAACAUGGGGUUGAUUACCACUAUUUUGGUGUUAUGGUCCUUACAGAUAUCGCUGAACAACUUAGCUGACUGUUGUAGCUGCAUUUAACUUACUGAAAACAUUUGUGCCCUUGUCUCUCAGUAUGACACUUGCAAUUUGUGUGAUGUAUUUUUUUUGUUCUAAGGACAAAGUGAAGCUGUGAAGCUGAAAUGGGUCAAAGCCCUCCUUCAAAUAUGACCAGCUUUUCUUCCCGUUCUUGACCAUUGAAUGCAAUCUGAACGUCUUGGGAAAGCUGGAAGCUUCAGCUUUCAUUGUGAAGUUGGUCACUUGUGUAACAAAUGGGAUUUUUCUGCACCAGAAAUACUGCACUGCGGCCCUGUUUAAGACGUUUCCUAUGUAUUUGAAGUAAUGUGCUUAUUCCAUGAGUGCAUAGAUGACUGGAACGUUCUUUAGCUUGCUUAGUUCAUUUAUUUAAGAGCCAAAUAUGUGAUUUAAAUAUAACCUUUUAGAUUUGCUCCAUUUAGGUUUUGUUAAAACUUUACACACUGAAGCAGCUUUAAUCUGUAAAGAUUUUGGGGGGGUAUAACUUGAAAGAAAAUAUUUAAAAUGGUAUGAAAGAAAGCUAUGCAUUUUACAGAAAGCUCUAGGGUGUAGUCCCAAUGGUACUUUUAUGGAUCUUUAUAUUCACAUGUAUAUAAAAUAGUUUGCAUAUACAAAAUAUAAUAUAAUCAAUUUGAAUUAUUCUCAGAUGGGGAAGGCUGUGAAACAUAACUUAUGAAAAUGUUGUACACAGAAAACACAGGCCUUGCUACAUAAGUGAAUUUGUCAUAUGCAUGAGAAAUGUCUUAUUUGGUGGCUAUGGAUGAAAGGUUGCAAUUUGUUAGAUUGCCACUCUUAAUCGCUUAGCAUUAAAUACCACUUUGAUCAAUAUGUUUUACCUCUGUUUUAGUUUUGUUUUGUUACCCAAAAAUUUCCUCUUUGUGAAAAUAAUGUUAGAGUCAUAAGUGCCCCACCCAGCCCUUAAUUUCUCUCUUAGGAACAUUUAGCAUUCCUUGGAUGAAAUCCAAGUGAGCAUUGAUAUCUGGAUAAGUGCAUUGAUGUGAAACACAGAGCAAUGAAUAGCUAACUUGCAAGCCCCUGAUCAAAUUCCUGGUAGUGUGCCGAGUCACACAACUGGUGAACAGCUAGGAACGCAAUCAAGAGUAACUGUUUGCCUCUGUGAUUUAUACUAGUAUUUACAUGUGUGGAUAUUCACUUAGAUGUUAGAGUUUAUUUUGUAGUAAGGGUUGUGUGUGAGUGUAAAAAAAAACCCUGAGAGAUAAUUGCAGCCUGGCUCAACUUUCAUGACAAGAAAACUCCGCAUAAAUAACACAAAUAGUGCUGACUACUAUCUUACAAUAGCAAUAUUUAAAUUGUAACACAAUUAACUGGGCCAUAUAUCAGCACCAUUCUGAAGGCAUUUUCUCCAUUUCUGGAGAAAAGGAGGGAAUGCCUCCUCUUUUGCACAUGAUUCUUUAAAAAUGGUGGGUUACAUCAAGACAUGUCCUUAGCCCAGGGUUGCAUGAAACAUAGCCCUUUACAUAUUGUUGGACUGGAAUUCUCGUCAACAGCCAACAUAGCUAGAAGCAAUGGAUGGGGUAGUCCAACAAUAUUUGGAGAGCCACAAGUUGCCCACCCCUACUUUAUACAAAUGGGAGGAAUCCUUCCAGUCCAUGAAAGGGCUUCUGCUCCAAUGGAAGCCGCUGCGGGAUGGAAGGCAGCAUAGUUUGCCUUGCAGCUCCCACUACCUUCUGCACAGUCUUCUAGAACAGCUCAGGGAUAAAGGGCACCCCUUUGCUUAUAGCUACCUAAGACUGUGUCCUCUUUUUUCUCAGUACAGCCGAAGUCAUGAUUACUGAGAUGAUUUUUAUUUGAACCUGUUUUAAAACUUACUUUGUAAACUGCCUUGGGUUCCACAAAAGAGAAUGAUAGGAUAGAAAUGAAAUAGGAGACGGCUCUAUUUAUUUUGCAUAACCCUUGGUAGUGGGAGAAUGGACAUAUCCUUGUACCAAAGCAUAGGGAAACUUGUUCCGCUCUUCCACAGCACUUGAGAUUUCAGCAGCCAUUGUCUGGGUCCCAUAAAAUAAUUGGAAUUGCAUAAGGGUGAGCGAGUUCUUUUAAAGAAUUCUAAUGGAGAGACUGUCCGAAAAUUGAGUUUUGUACCAAUUAGCACAUUCUCCUGUGAAGGUUUGGCACGUUUGCAGCCCAGAUGGUAGGCCAGUAUGAUCCCUCUGUCAAACAGUACAAUGAAGAUGACAGAAUACGGUUUCCCUAAGGUUAUGUGAUGCAUUUGUGGAAGAGGUGACAUUUCAGUGAGGCACGUUUUGGCUCGUAUAUAUAGCACUGUUAAGCAGUAGGCUUAACAUUUUCAGGAUGCGGUGAGAGUUGCCAAGUAAAGGUGCAUGUAUAUUCAAAUAAACAGCAAUAUUCUCUUUGUUUUUACAAAAGCCAACAUUGCUGACAUUGAUGUGUUUACAGUGGGUGCCUUGUGGAGGCUAUGCUUAUGGACCUUGUUCAGCUGUUCAUUUUU